CUAAAAUGGACACGAGUAAUUUAAUUUUCAAAGUAUUCAUAAGUUAAUAGUGAGAAACGAUGGAGAGGCAAAAGUUUGAAGGACGGGAACUGUUUUGGGUCAUUAUUCUGCAGCUCUCAGUCUUGACGAUGGCGGCAAAUAUGACGAAUGAUACUCCUGAGAUAACGGAGGAGCCAACAAUUGGAUUAUAUGCUUGGAGCUCGUGGGGCUCUUGGAGUCCUUGUUCUCGGAGUUGUGGUGGUGGAGUAUCAGUACAGGAGAGACAAUGCUUACCCAGAUCUCGUAAUUUAGUUAACAAUGGGACCUUAACGUCAACGUCUAUAGACAGACAGACAAGACAAGCUAACCCGGACUGCUAUGGACUUGAUAAAAGAUAUCACGAAUGUAACAUACAUCAAUGUGCUGGUGGGGCGCAAGACAUGCGUGCAGUACAGUGCUCAUCGUAUGAUCGCAGACCAUUCCGCGGUAGAUUUUACACUUGGACACCCUAUAUAGACGGUGACUCACCCUGCAUGUUAAACUGCAGACCGCUAGGACAGCAAUUCUAUGCGUCGCUAGCGCUUGUAGUGGAUGGCACGCCUUGCACAAAACCGGGCUACAGAGCUAUAUGUAUUCAAGGACAUUGUAAGGUAAAAGCUUUUGAAUAG
Molecule: messenger RNA, 647 nt
Organism: Nymphalis io (European peacock)
Lineage: Eukaryota; Metazoa; Arthropoda; Insecta; Lepidoptera; Nymphalidae
Product: thrombospondin type-1 domain-containing protein 4-like
Exons: 7
Coding region: 60-647 (195 amino acids)
Biological process (GO): extracellular matrix organization
Cellular component (GO): extracellular matrix
Molecular function (GO): metalloendopeptidase activity
Source: RefSeq, a predicted model, not a curated record